This is a messenger RNA of Xiphophorus hellerii (green swordtail), 4335 nucleotides long. It is a transcript of the gene mmp16a, whose product is annotated as matrix metallopeptidase 16a (membrane-inserted). Bases 471 to 2309 code for a protein of 612 amino acids. Gene Ontology annotation, biological process: skeletal system development; collagen catabolic process; extracellular matrix organization. The record is from RefSeq and is a predicted model, not a curated record. The transcript is spliced from 11 exons. Lineage: Eukaryota; Metazoa; Chordata; Actinopteri; Cyprinodontiformes; Poeciliidae. Gene Ontology annotation, molecular function: zinc ion binding; metalloendopeptidase activity. Gene Ontology annotation, cellular component: extracellular matrix; plasma membrane.
AUCGAUUGGACUCGCAGUUGAAAACGGGCAGCUAUGCCGCGCGCCUACAGAGAACGAGCUGGUGGCGUCCGCCUGGAACAACGGCCGCUGCGACGGAGGACCGACCCGGGGACCGCUGCACCGGGAGGCUGCUGACAGGUGACCGCUCCUCCGGGGGAAAACCUCCUCCCUGAAAAAAAAAAAAAGAAGAAAAAAAAAAAAGAAACGCAGCCGAGGAAGAGGAGGAGGAGAGCGCGCCGCACGCACCCGCUUCUUCUCCCGUUUCUCUCUCUCUCUCUCUCUCUCCCAUCUCAAACAUCUCCUCCAGCUUUAAUUUCAGCCCCGCCAAGAGAAGAAAAGCAAGGAGACACCCGCGAUGUUGCUGCUAAACGUCUAGGAUUUGCUGCCGCGCGCGCGUGUGUGUGUGUGCAUAGACUGUGAAUAAAGCUGAGCACGGACAGAGAGCUACAACAACAACGACGGGCUUCACUAUGGUUUUAUUGGCUCUCCGCAGCAGGAGAUGUCUUAAUAGUCGCUGUAUGGGGACGUUAUGCUUGCAGUUGUUGCUGUGGAUUUUAUGUGCCGUGAACGGAGAGGAGCAGCCGUUCAGCGUGGAGGUGUGGCUCCAGAGGUAUGGCUACCUACCUCCUGCAGACCCCAGAAUGUCUGUGCUGCGUUCUGCCAGAGUCAUGCAUACUGCUAUCGCUGCCAUGCAGCGCCGCUAUGGCCUAAAUGUCACAGGGAAUCUGGACAGCAACACUAUAGACGAUAACACCAUAAGGUGGAUGAAGAGGCCCAGGUGUGGGGUUCCCGACGAGAUCAGCGGCGCAUCCAGAUUCAGCGUCAGGAAACGACGAUACGCCCUCACUGGCCAGAAGUGGCAACAUAAACAUAUCACAUACAGCAUAAAGAACGUGACACCCAAAGUGGGCGCCGACGAGACCCACGACGCCAUUCGGCGAGCCUUCGACGUGUGGCAGAGCGUGACACCGCUGCGCUUCGAGGCCGUGCCCUACAGCGAGCUGGAGAGGACCAAGAAAGACGUGGACAUCACCAUCAUCUUUGCUUCGGGUUUCCAUGGCGACAGCUCCCCUUUUGACGGAGAGGGAGGCUUUCUUGCCCAUGCUUACUUUCCGGGGCCUGGAAUAGGAGGUGACACGCACUUUGACUCUGAUGAACCGUGGACGCUGGGAAACCCCAACCAUGACGGUAACGAUUUGUUCCUGGUGGCCGUCCACGAGCUCGGCCACGCACUGGGCCUGGAGCACUCCAACGAUCCCACGGCCAUCAUGGCGCCUUUCUACCAGUAUAUGGACACGGACAACUUCAAGCUGCCCAUGGACGACCUGAUGGGAAUCCAGAAGAUUUACGGGCCCCCUGAUAGGAACCCCCAGCCCACCAAGCCUCUGCCCACGGCGCCCCCGCCACGCUCCCAUCCUCCCUCGGAUCCCCGCAAACCAGACAGGCAGACGCGACCUCCGAGGCUGCCCCCAGGAGACAGGCCGUCCCACCCCAACGCCAUACCGAACAUCUGCGACGGAGGCUUCAACACGGUGGCCAUAUUGAGGAGGGAGAUGUUCGUCUUCAAGGACCACUGGGUUUGGCGGAUGAGAGACAACUCUGUAUUGCCGGGAUUCCCCAUGCUCAUCAGCGUGUUCUGGAAGGGGCUGCCAUCAAAGAUAGACGCCGUCUACGAGAACAGCGAGGGCAAGUUCGUCUUUUUCAAAGGAAAGCAAUUCUGGGUAUACAAGGACACGAAGUUGGAGCCUGAUUACCCAAGGGACAUCACCCAGUUUAGCCACGGCAUGCCGUCCCAGAGCAUCGAGGCGGCCGUGUGGUGGGAGGACGUGGCCAAGACCUAUUUCUUCAAAGGAGACAGGUACUGGCGCUACAACGAGGAGAAGAGAACCAUGGACCCUGGCUAUCCAAAGCCCAUCUCAGUGUGGAAGGGGGUCCCCGCUUCACCACAGGGGGCCUUCGUCGACAAAGCCCAUGGUUUCACCUACUUCUAUAAAGGAAAGGAGUACUGGAAGUUCAACAACCAGUUACUGCGGGUGGAGCCGGGAUACCCGCGCUCAUUCGUCAAGGACUUCAUGGGCUGCGACCGGAUGCCCAGGGACCCCGGGCGCCAGCCGGCCGACGACGGCAACUCGGACGUGGUGAUCGAGCUGGACAACGAGGCCAGCACGGUGAAGGCCAUAGCCAUCGUCAUCCCGUGCGUGCUCGCGCUGUGCCUGCUGGUGCUGGUCUACACUGUGGUGCAGUUCAAAAGGAAGGGCACGCCGCGCCACAUACUGUACUGCAAACGCUCCAUGCAGGAAUGGGUCUGAGCCGCCGAGAGAGACUAUAGGGAGCCGGGGGCGGGCGAGGUGAUGAGACGCUUGGCGGGAGAAAACAAACAAACAAAAAAAAAAACAACAACAAAAAAUAAAAACAACGGAAACAGGACAACAGCCGUCACUUUUCCAAAAAGGAGGACAGCUGACUCUGGAGCGCUUUAUUACAAACCACAGCCAUGCCUCCCUCCGUCUCUCUGGCGGUCUGAUUCUUUUGUUCAGACCUGCGGAAACGGCCAAGACAUUCUGACUGCGAUUCAGGAGAUCCCAGAGCCUAACGCUGACUUUGUUAGCCCCCGGCCUUUUUAACAACACGGGGAGCGGGAGAGGGAUCUUUGCCAGAACAGACCUUUGGUCCUCAGACUUAAAAAAAAACAAACAAACAAGAAAACGCUAGAGGGUCAGCAUCACUUUGUAUUUCUGAAACUUGACUUCCUGCCCCGUCCCUUUUUGUUUAAUUUUGCUGACCUCUCUGCUUUCAGGCAGAGGGAGGACUUUUACGGCGGGACUUCAUCGUCAUCUCUCAUAUCGAGUUGUUGGGGGAAAAAACAGCUAUUUUUUAUUCUCAUGAUGGCCCACUCAAAUCAUCCCCCCUUCAAGGACUUUAUCACCUUAUUACCAAUCAUCAAACGCCUUGCUUUGUUUCCGUUUCUUAAUUUGUAAUUGAAGGAAAAUAGAUUUAAUCCAAGAAUGAAAGUCCUCAGCUGUCCCUUUAACAAACUCCUGAGACCAAACUAAACCAAAACAAGUUAAUUUCUUUCCAAAGAGGAUCACAUUUUUAUUAUUUUUUUUUUUUUUGGUUUUGUUUUCAUUUUACUUUUUUUCGUCCUCAUUUCCCUUCUCUGGAUCCUUGCAGCGAUUGAGAGUCGGGGAGCUCUGACUGUUGUGGCAGUCUGUUUUGAGACACAGGGGCCAAAUUACUCUGCAAUAUUUUAACUCGCCUUAAAUAUAAAGCAUACAACUUGUGCUUGGUUUUACUGUUCCUUGGUUUUUAUCUGUUUUUUUCCUCUUUUAUUUGUAUGUUGCUUUUAUUUUAAAAUUUUUUGGUUUGUUUCUUUGUAAAGAAGCUGAAAUAAGUGCUUCUCGUGAUUGGUAUUUUCUGGAUUUUAUUACACUACACAGAAUAAUCGGCACUGGUUUGCUGAGCUAUUCUGUACUACAAUAUACAGUAGGUUCACCCUGUAUUGCAAGUAAUGUAUUGUUGGAAGGUUAUGGAGUAAAGCCACUAUUUCUGUGUGUUAAGAUAUUUGUUACUGUUUUUGUUUUGUUUUUUUUAAUUUCUUCCAUAUGACAAAAACAGGCUGAACGGCAGCCUCCGUCUCACUGAAUUUGUCCCUUUCAGUUCGAUGAAGUGUUUCUUUCUCAGUGGUUGUUCUGUGAGGUCAUGUGUGAACAGAAAACACACACACACACAAAAAAGAAACAAAAAAAAAUUCUAAAAAAGUUGACUGCCUUGUUUUACGAGAGCUCAGAGUUCCCAGAAUGCUUUUUUUUUUUUUUGUCUCGUAGCGUAGGGCCCCGCGAAGCGAGACAAGUCGAGAUCAGUGCCUGUGUCAACGUGCAUGCAAGCAUUUACUGUACAAACGGCCGGUUCUGCUCCGUGUGGCUUCAGAACCCGUCGUCUUUGAAGGAACUUUUUCUCUUGAAAAUGCUGUUAUUUUUGUACCUUUUCAGUGUGUCCCAAUUCCCAUGCCUACCCCCUUUUCUAGGUACAAUGAGAUAUAUAUAUAAAAAAAAAAGGAAAAAAAAAUAUUCAAGUGGUACCUUUUGGGAUAUAAUCAGGAAAUCGGAUGAUCGGCAAGUCGAAUUGGCCUCUUUAGUCGGCGAGCAGUCUUUGAAUGUGUGUCCAUCUUCAUGCUCACAUUCUGUUCUUUUUUUUUUCUUCUUGUUUUUUCCUUAGUUUUUUUAUGGUCCAGUUGGAUGUCUCACAACGGUUUCUUUGUGUAAGACUGUGGGACAUCUCGAAAAAAAGAAAUCAUGUUCUGACUGAAUGAAUAAACUGAUCAAUAUAUGAUGAAAA